Molecule: messenger RNA, 899 nt
Organism: Fimicolochytrium jonesii
Lineage: Eukaryota; Fungi; Chytridiomycota; Chytridiomycetes; Spizellomycetales; Powellomycetaceae
Exons: 1
Coding region: 219-536 (105 amino acids)
Source: RefSeq, a predicted model, not a curated record
CGGUUCCCUCUGCGGCACCUUCCCACAAUACGGGUCCUGUCGAGGGAGAAAGGAGAGGACGACGCGGCUUUCGGACAAAAAAGGAACACCCGUUCGGACACGCGGGCGCUCUCUUCCUGUCCUGCUUCCUGUCGCACUGUUCGCACCCACCUGUCAACUAUCGAUAGUCAAGACGCAGGCUAACAAACAGCCACGGCACAACCCCUCAAGAAAGAACAAUGUCCCCUGCCUCACCAACCACCUCCGCCAGCACCACACCUCAGCCUUGCCUCGUCUGCUCAGCCCGGCUAGCAUCCACCGUUGCGACCACAUCAUCCACCACAACAACACAACCCCCACCAGCCGAAUACGCACCCGUCCCCUGCGGCCACCGCAGCCUGUGCAAGUCGUGUGCGAUGAAGCAGGCCACGGGUGGGAAGUGUCGCCUUUGUGGCGGUUUCUUUGCGGAGGUGAAGAGGGUUGAAGAGGCAAGGGAGGUGGAGGAAGGGCAAGGAGUGGGAAGCGAGAGUGGGAGUGAGAAUGAGCGCGAGGAUUAGAAAAUGAGUGGAGUCGGAGUGAGGUUCAGAGUGGAAUGCAGCCAGGGCUUUCGUUCGCUCGUAACGGAGUAGAGCGCGGAGGCUAAGGAUUUGUACCUCAAAUGUUACAUACGUCGUGUUUGGCAUCACUAUGAAUAUAUUUUGACACUGCCUCUACGGGGGAGCUCAGCGUCUGUGCAUCCCAUAAUAUGCCGCAUCCCAUCUGCUUUCUCCUUCGCCGUGAUCUCGAGGCACCGGAAAGUCGAAUAUUUCGCUGCGAUAAAUCAUGGGUGGAUGUCUAGCUGCGCUGCCUCUAAUACUCGAUCAAUGCAACUAUCUAGCUGAAUGACAUGUCGGCAAUUUCGAUAGAUGUUCUCUCAUGCG